Erigeron canadensis is the source of this 3006-nucleotide messenger RNA. RefSeq names its product protein PLASTID MOVEMENT IMPAIRED 1. The record is from RefSeq and is a predicted model, not a curated record. NCBI's taxonomy places the organism in Eukaryota, Viridiplantae, Streptophyta, Magnoliopsida, Asterales, Asteraceae. The transcript has a single exon. Bases 199 to 2781 code for a protein of 860 amino acids.
UUAUCCGUGAUCACAUGCCCACACAAUUUUUCUUGGCCCUGGUCACACCACCCCCCUACCUUCCAAACCAAUCUAUUAUGGCAAGUUUCCCACCUCACAUAAAAAUGAACCAACCAGGCCACAAUCAUCAAUACAACACCACCACACCUUCUUUACUCACCUUCUUCAUUGUCAAUUCUACGCAAUCAAACACACAUCAUGGCCUCAUCAAACAACCCACCACCACCAGACAGGAGAAACUCCAACACCCAACUGUUAGAAGAGCUCGAAGCUCUCAGCCAGACACUUAACAACACCAACACUUCUUCCAUUUUACCCGCCAAAGGCCGACGCACCAACUCUCUUGUUCUUUCCAGAACCUCAAUCCCUCCAAUACUCUCCACUGGCGGCAAAGCUGGUGAUGAUCAUGAUGAUGACGAUGAUGGGAUCAAACUCAACCCCAAACCGCGAUCAAGGCGUAUGUCAUUAUCGCCUUGGCGGUCUCGUCCAACUGAAGAACCUACUCAAAAACAACCUGUUGCAGUUAGUAAGAAUUUGUUUCAAGAUACCAAAAGCCAAGAAUCUUCAUCAUCAUCUUCAGAAAAGAAAGGAGGGUUAUGGAACUGGAAGCCUAUUCGGGUACUUUCUCAUAUUGGAAAACAGAAACUGAGCUGUUUAUUAUCAGUUGAAGUUGUGACGGUUCAAGGCUUACCGGCAUCGAUGAACGGGCUUCGGCUAUCGGUUUCUGUAAGGAAGAAAGAAACAAAAGAUGGUGCAGUUCAAACUAUGCCUUCAAGAGUCUCUCAAGGGGCUGCCGACUUUGAAGAGACUUUGUUUAUGAGGUGUCAUGUUUAUUGCACUCCAGCAGGAAGCGGAAAUCCACGGGCCAAAUUCGAACCUCGACCUUUUGUGAUCCAUGCUUUUGCAGUUGAUGCUGAAGAGCUUGAUUUCGGACGCCAUAGUGUUGAUUUAAGCCAGUUGAUCCAGGAAUCUGUUGAAAAGAACUUUGAAGGAACGAGAAUCCGGCAAUGGGAUAUGAGCUUUAAGUUAUCAGGAAAGGCGAAAGGAGGAGAACUAGUUAUGAAGCUUGGGUUUCAGAUUAUGGAAAAGGAGGGAGGAGCUAGUAUUUAUAAUCAGGUUGAAGGGCUGAAAUCGAGCAAGUCUAAAACUUUCUCGCCUUCAAUUGGGCGUAAACAGUCCAAAUCGUCGUUUAGUAUUCCUAGUCCGAGAAUCCCGAACAGGGCAGAGGCAUAUGCACCUUCUCAAGCAGAAGGGGGAAAUGUCGACUUUCAAGGCAUUGAUGAUCUGAAUCUUGAUGCUCCGCCUCAGGAACCGGUAGUAGCGCCAGUUCAGAAGAAGACCGACGAGGCCGAGUCAAAGGUGGAGGAUCUUGAUCUUCCGGAUUUUGAGGUUGUAGACAAAGGGAUUGAAGUAGAAGAAAGAGACGGGACGGACGGGACACAGUCGGAAGAUAACUCGGACAAAAGAUCGGUCUCGAGUGAGGUUGUGAAAGAGAUUGUGCAUGAUCAAGUACAUCUCACCCGGUUGUCGGAGCUUGAUUCUAUUGCCCAGCAAAUCAAAGCUCUUGAAUCAAUGAUGAGGGAGGAGAAAAACGAGGAGAAUGAAGACACCGAGUCACAAAAGCUAGAUGAAGAUGAAGACAAAGUGACAAGGGAGUUCUUCCAGAUGCUCGAAAAUGAAGACAGAAAAGAAACGACAUUCGACGUAACUGCUACCUCGUCUGUUGAUGGUGAUGACGAGAAGGUUUUCGUACCAGAUCUCGGGAAGGGAUUAGGUUGUGUGAUUCAAACAAAAAAUGGAGGUUACUUGGUAUCCAUGAACCCAUUCGACAAUCUAAUGGGGAAAAAAGACACACCAAAACUCGCAAUGCAGAUAUCAAGACCAAUGGUUCUCGUAUCGGAUGAAUCAUUGACUGGUACUGAAUUGUUUCAACGAAUGGCGGCGCUCGGUUUCGAAGAACUAAGCACAGAGAUCUUAUCAUUGAUGCCUAUAGAGGAACUAGUGGGUAAGACAGCAGAACAGAUAGCUUUCGAAGGGAUUGCUUCAGCGAUCAUCAGUGGCAGGAACAAAGAAGGAGCCUCUUCGAGUGCUGCUCGUGCCAUUGCUGUGGUAAAAUCUAUGGCUACAGGCAUGACUACGGGAAGGAAUGAGCGGAUAUCAUCCGGUAUCUGGAAUAUGAACGAGAACCCAUUAACAGGAGAUGAAAUACUUGCAAUUUCAUUGCAGAAAAUCGAAGAUAUGGGAGUUGAAGCCUUAAAAGUUCAAGCAGAUAUAACCCAAGAAAACGCUCCUUUUGAUGUUUCUCCGAGCAGCAACAGUAAAAGUAACCCGUUCGCAAACGCUAUUCCCCUAGAGGAUUGGAUGAAAGAUAACAGUGUGGUCAGUUCCUAUAACGAAGAUGAAACUAUCACUAUAUCAGUUGUGAUCCAGAUGCGGGAUCCCCUAAGACAAUAUGAAGCAGUUGGAGGCCCGCUUAUUGCGCUGAUCCACGCAACAUCUGUUGAAGCUGAACCAAAUCAAGAAAAGAAGUUCAAAGUGGCCAGUUUAAAUGUUGGUGGUCUGAAACUAAGAAGUGGAGGAAAAAAGAACGAGUGGGAUACCGAGAAGCAGAGGCUAACAGCAAUCCAAUGGUUGGUAGCUUAUGGACUCGGAAAGGCAAGGAAGAAAGGGAAGCGUGUAAUGGUCAAGGGUCCAGACCUCUUGUGGAGCAUAUCCUCACGUGUGAUGGCCGAUAUGUGGCUUAAAUCAAUAAGGAAUCCGGAUGUCAAGUUCACAACCUAAAUAAGAGUUCAGCAAGUUUUGGCAUGAAUAUACAGCAUGUAGUUGCUUACUAAACUAUAAAAGAAGGAUCAAAAAGAAAAUUAAGAUAUCAAUAAGUUUCUCAGACACCAUAUAUUAUUUUAUUGUUUCUUUUGUAUUGUAAACAUAAGUAGACUUGUUAAGUUCUUGAGAUGUUUGUUUAUUCAUUUACCCUGUAUCUAUUUAUUGAAGCUAUUUCUUACUUGA